Symbiodinium sp. CCMP2592 is the source of this 723-nucleotide messenger RNA. The record is from the annotation of a GenBank genome assembly. NCBI's taxonomy places the organism in Eukaryota, Dinophyceae, Suessiales, Symbiodiniaceae.
AUGGCCACAGAGUGCACCGCAGAGUGCACCGCGGGGGCCUCGGCACAGCAGACUUUGCCUUUACUUGAGCCUCAAUCCUUGAGCCGGGUCCUUGUGCUGAGGACGCACCGCCUGCAGCCUCAACAGCCAUGGCUGCCCCCGCCGCAGCCGCAACCCGUGCCGGAGAAAAAGCUUCAUGCGAGCCAGGUGCGCCAAUCACAGGGCCGUGACUUGAAUCAGGCCAGCCAGCAGGGCCUCCAGGCCGUCGACGAGAUGUUGUCCGCAGCGUUUAAGCGGGCCACGCCGGUGCUGGCGAAGCUCCCACCGGGAGUGGUUCCCGUCGAAGCUCCUGAGAAGAGCCCUUUGCCGUUCGUGGAGCUGGACCGCAGCUUGCUGCAGAAGUUGGAGGAAGCGGACAGGGUCGUGCAGGCUGCCGCGGCGAAGAAGACAGAGAAUCUUCGAAAGGAGAGGGAGGUGCCCUCAGAGGUAGCGUGGACCCCAAAGCUGGCCGUAGCUCGCGGAACGACUGCAGUGCAAGGAGCCAAGGGGAGCAAAGGAAAAGGAAAGAGCAAGGGAAAGGAAGGCAACGGUCCAAGCAAAGGAAAGGGCAAGGGCAAGACUUGGCAAGACUAUGGUGGAAAGGUGUGGAAGGUGAAGGAGGUCUCAACAGAGGAGACCUCGAUCACGACGGAUCACAGGCCCCGGCGCUUGGGCAAGAGGGGGCCCUACACUGGUGGCUCUUAG